AUGGACCGCCCCGAGCCAGGGCUUGUUAAAUGGUCGUCCAACCCUUCCUACGACAACUUCAUUCAUAUCAACCUCCAGCACCGCGUUGUUCAGGUAUACGAACCAACUGGACACGCAAGAACCGGAAGAUUCGACUACCAGAAACUCACACGCCACGAUGACUUUCCUCCUCUCACAACUUACGAUUGGUCACCUACCAACCCCGGUCUUCUCGCUGUUGGAACUGGAAGCGGCGUUGUGAACUUGCUAAGAAUCGACGAUGGGUCCAAUGCGUACGUUGAGCUGGGUCUAAAGAUGUCCCGCACAUGCCAGGCUGUUGCGUUCAACACAACCGGAUUGUUAGCAGUUGGCCUUGACCGAGUUCGGAUGGACCAAUGUCUUCACAUAUGGGAUGUCAAUCGACUGUCUUCAAUGGAUAAGAACACAAAAGGUUUCCCUUCAGAUGCAACCAAUAUCGGUGAUCCGAAAACCCGUCUAGAACCUAGUGUUUCUGUGUCGAGUAUUAAAUUCUUUGAAGACAGUCCUCAAACUCUUGUGGUUGGCAUCAAGGCCCAGGGCCUUCGAAUACACGACCUCCGCGACCCUAACAGCAUUGUCACAUUCCAAACGAAGUGCAACAAUAACCUUACAAUUGAUUAUGCUGACCAAAAUUACUUUGCUUCAUCUGCUCUCGAUCAUCCUGGUGUAAUGAUAUGGGAUCGUCGGGCAACGUCGAGACCUGUGGCUUCUCAUGCAUACAUGCAAGCAAUCGAAGAGGACGAACUUCCAUGGGGUGGAGCAUUGCGACUGGACCAGGUGAUCGAAACUGAUUCUGACCCCUUUCUUGCAGAGGGAAAAUACUCUCUCGUUCGCUCGCUCCGUUAUUGCCGCGAUCACCGCGGUCUGCUUGCUGUGCUGUCUCGUACCGGACAACUAAAGGUAUUGGAUACUAAUAAAGAAGUCCCUUCAUCUAGUUCAAGCAGUCCAGAGCUUCUUCAGGUUCAGAAAUCAUACGAAAUGGAUGUCGCGUAUGUUGAAACAUCGAGGAAGAACGAUCGUAUAGUUGCCUUUGACUGGGUGACAUUGAGCUCACCAGUGCUGCGUCCGCGACUACUUGUCUUGCGAGCCAACGGAAACUUUGAAAUUUUGGAACAGCCGUCUCAAACCUCAGACCACGUUUACAAGCUUGUGCCUUGGAAAGCACCGCACCGCGGACUUGAAGAGGGCACUCCAUACCGUAGUAUUAUGCAGUUUGAACCAUCACAAGCUCCAGAUAUCUUAGGACCUUUGCUCAUUGAAGAAGCGCUAUCAGACAUGCCUUUGUUCGGACCAGAGAGCGCCAGUAUUCGAGCGGAUACAGAGGCUGCACUCAAGGCGAAUAAUAUGUCUACGGUGGUCAUUGAAGAUGUCGGGGCAACCACAAGACCACUACCCGAGGCUUUUCACAAAGCUUCCACCGUCGCUCCCAAGAUAAGGGCUCUGCGCGCCUUCGUGAGGGAUGAGUUCCAGGCACCGAAGGGGAUAAAACCACGCGCUGGCGAUACAAAGAUUGUGCAGAGCGAGACUAGUGAGAUGUCUCUGGCCUCUGACAGUUUGGGCUCAUGCCGAGAAAUCCACGAUGCCUUGCUAGCUUCGCUGGCUGAGGCUGAGGGUCUACCCAGGGAAGCACAGAACGUGCUUGAUCAUGCAAUGCUGUUGCGCGCUAAAGAGAAGUACCUUUUUGACGCUGUAGCAAAUCGAGAUAUCGUGGCAGACGAUCCAUGGGUCAAGUACAUAUGGGACUGGGUUGCAACUGCGGAGGAGAAUGCUGACGACGGAGGCAUGGUUCUUUCAAAUAUUGAUCUCAGUUAUGUGGGUGUACACUCGAUAUGGACAAACUAUCUUGGCCGUGAUCCUUCAACCAGACUACCCCCGGGCACAGCACCUCCUGAUCGAUCGACGUGGGAACGCAUCAUUGCAAGUUUUUGCAAAAAGAAUCGCCUUCCCAAGUUCAAUGGGGCCGCUACCAAGUGGCCCGCCCAUCGUCAGCUCUGCCUCGAAGUAUGUGGCUGGGGCGACUCAGAAAAGCAUGACCCUAAAGGCCGCAACAGAAAGGCAGAUCCAGAGUAUCCCACUACCAUUCACACCAUGGCUGCUGCUCGAGCGCUUUUUACAGGCGACCACAAAGAAGCUAUUCAGAUCCUCAAAAAGGCUAGCACUGCGCACCCUGAACUAUUGUUUGUGUCUCUAGCUCUGCAGCUUAUGGGUAGUGGUAACAGCACACCCGCCAAAGAACAGUUGGACUUUGAUGAAGCCGUAGCGUCCAAAACCGACCCAUAUCUUCGAGCUAUAUCAUCUCUCAUCGCGACUGGUGACUGGGCGGCUAUAGCUAACCAGCUGUCUCUUCCAUUGUCUGACCGCGUAUACGUUGCGGUACGCAACUUUGACGAUGAUCAUCUCACUAAAUGGCUCAACGAGCAGAUUACCCUGGCUAUAGCAGACGGAGACAUAGAGGGCAUUGUUCUCACAGGCAUCACAGAACCUAUGGUCGACAUUUUCGCCCGCUACAUCCAAAAGUUUCAUGACGUACAAACAGCAACUCUCGUUCUGUCUAUCUGUGCACCUCGGUAUAUAGACGACAUCCGCUGCCGAGCAUGGCGCAACGCAUAUCGGGUACUUCUGCAACGCCACAAACUCUUCUUCCAGCGCACAAAGUUUGACGUCGAGUCUACUAAGCGUUCCAAGCGCGACGGCAUCCCAAAGCUCAAGCCUCCUUCUCGUCAAAUCGCCCUCCGCUGCGUCUUCUGUGAUGCUGAGGCAUCCCUUGCGAACCACGCGAGUCACCCACCGCAUAUGGGCGGUUCCUCUGCGCAAGCAGCUUCGGCCCUUGAGUCACGUAACCCGCUUCUCGCAACGAGUAUCAAUGCCGGCGUGAGUUGUCCUAACUGUGGUCGUCAUCUUCCACGCUGUGUCGUCUGUCUUGAAAUCGUUGGCGUGCCGCGCUCUGACAAACCCGAGGAGAAGAGCGAGGCCAAGAUGGCUGGGCAGUUUCCGACAUUUUGUCUCCGCUGCGAACAUGUUUUGCAUCUUGAUCAUGCCCGCCAGUGGUUUGCCAGGCAUGUCGAGUGCCCGGUGCCAGAAUGUCGAUGUCGCUGCAACUUCCGUGCGAAUCCGGAGUUGAGUUAUCGUUGA
Fusarium sp. VM40 is the source of this 3150-nucleotide messenger RNA. Lineage: Eukaryota; Fungi; Ascomycota; Sordariomycetes; Hypocreales; Nectriaceae. The record is from the annotation of a GenBank genome assembly.